AACAAAGUAAAAAAUAAAAGCAGUUUCAAGUAGCAUGUAAAAUGGAGUUCACGCGUGUUGAGAGCGUCUCUCUCUGGAACCCUCGUUGCAGACUCACGCGGAAGUAUGGAGGGCUUCGAUUCUGGUUUUGAGCUGAAGGUUUGUCUCGAUUCGCAUUCCUUGUUGCAGGUUAGUUUUCGGUGCCGUAUCAAGAAUACCGAUUUAGGGCUUCAUAGCCUCAAAUCGAUUUCACGCGCAGAGGACUGUCUCGAACGACUUGGUCAUCGUUUUGUUGUUAGGUGCUCUUUGUUUUCAGAUUACCCUGUGUAUGCGACGAACUGGGCCUUGCUGGCUACUGUUAUUCACUAUCGCUGUUUUGAAGAGGGGGAUUUAUAAUCGCCGCCUAUUGUUCACUGUCAUCCUUUUCUGGGAUGGUGCGGAACAAACCGGGGACGGGAGUGACGCCUAUUGCCACCAGGUCGUCAUCCAGAUUCAGUGUACUGGAAACCAUGGCUGAGGAUUUUCCGGCUCUAAAUGCUGAUUGUUUGCGGACUGGUAGCUCAGGCAAAGCUGCUACUGCUAAGGCUAUUGAGAGUGCAGCUACUUUGCCUAAUAAGAGUGUUACUGAUAAGCCUAUUGCGAGUGUUGCUGCUAAUAAUGAGCUUACUGCUGGUAAAUUGGCAGUAACACAUGCUGGAACUGCAAACAUAGGAAUACCUCUUGCUGAGGAACUCCUUCCUGGGAAAUCUGCAGACAAGGCUAAUGUCCCUGCAGUAACAAUCAACUCAGAAUGCAACAAGGAAGAUACCAAUGAACCAAAUAGGAAGCAAUGGAGUACACUGUUUAAAGACAACCGAGCUCCUACCGAAGGGCUUAAACUGAGGUAUAUUCCACCAACCAGUGAUUUUCUGGAUUUUUCAGACCGUGUGCUACCUUCAAUGGUGGAUAUCUUUGGCUACUGUCUGGUGGGCUUUUUUACCGGAAGGUUUCCUGGUUUAAAGGCAACCUAUAGCCUUGCAAAAAAAUGGGGAGUACACUGUGAAAUCAAACCACAUGAUAAGGGAUGGGUUGUUUUUAAAUUCAAGAGCGAAGCUGAUAGGACUAAGGUUAUGCUUGAGGGACCUUAUAUCCUCUUUGGGAAGCUAUUGGUUUUGAAGGUUCUGUCUGAUGACUUCUCAUUUGAAGAUGAAGAGUUCUUGAAGGUGCCGAUUUGGAUUAAAUUCCCUAAGCUCCCUGUGAGGCUGUGGAAUGAGGAUACUAUUAGCGAAGUUGCCUCUAUGGUUGGAGUUCCUCUCACCACGGAUAGGAUAACGCUUGAAAAGGCAAACCACAACUUCGCUAGAGUAUUGAUUGAAGUGGACGUGACAAAGCCACCUCCCCUCUCAUUUCCAAUCAAGAUGACAUCAGGAAGGACUUUUGAGCAACGGGUUCUCUAUGAAACGUUUCCGAACUACUGUUUCCAUUGCAAACAAUACGGACACCAUCCUUUCAUUUGCAAGAAACUAGCAGCAAAAGGAAAAGCUGAAAUCAGUGAACCAGAAAAAGUUGAGGCUAUUUUAAUAGCUAGGGAACCCGCCACGAAGGCUAUUGAGGCUACGAAGGCCAUUGUGGUGCAAGAUAUGGUGGACCCGGAAGGGGAAUUUGUGGAAGUUCGUAGGCAGAAAGGAAAAAUGAUUGCAAAGCUGGUGACACCUUCUGUUGCUGCUGUUUUACAACCUGCAGCUGGGCCAAAAACUGCUGCAAUUUCCCAGGCUGCACUUACUGCUGCUGAGGAUUCACCUGCACCUGCUGCUGCUAUCCCUGCUAUCCCUGCUGCACCUGCUGCUGCUAUCCCUGCUGUACUUGCUGCUGCAAUUGCUCAUGAGCUUGACAAACAUCCUGCUGCUGCUCAUGAGUCGCAACCUGCUGCUGCUAUUCCUGUUAAACCUGCUGCUGCACCGUCUACUGCUGCGCAUGAGAAGGUGGAAUCUGAUGUGCUGCAAAUGAAACCUACUGCUGGGAUGGAAUCUGAUGUUGUGCUGGCUGCUGAUGCGCUGGAGGCGCAUGUGACUGCUGCACGGGAAACUGAAGCAAUUGAUGCGCACGACAAGAUUGCUAAGGCUAAUGAGGCUCUCCGGCUUUCAUUGGUUAAACUUGCGGCGGAAUAUGCUGCCAAUAAAAAUAAAAGAAAAUCCAAGAAAGGAAAAGAGAGAUAAACAACCACUUGCCGUGCAGUUUGAUGACUGUUUUCGAAACAUGGUUCUUAUUUCUAAUUGUGAUGCAUUAUAUCUAGUUAGAUUAUUCUAGCUUAGAUACUCAUUGAUUCACUUUGAUACAUUGUAAAAUGUUAUUUUUUGGGUGGUUUUAAUAUAUACUUACAUUUCAUCCAAAAAAAAAUAAAAGCAGUUUCAAAAAUAAAACAUGUUGGGCACAUUGGACUUCAGUUUAAUAGCACAUAUAUCACAGCUACUAAUGUGAAUCCAAAAACAGGAUGCAGA
Molecule: messenger RNA, 2456 nt
Organism: Cuscuta europaea
Lineage: Eukaryota; Viridiplantae; Streptophyta; Magnoliopsida; Solanales; Convolvulaceae
Source: the annotation of a GenBank genome assembly